CAAACUCAUCCAUAUCUGCUAUACUUUCAUCUCUUAGCCUCUUCCUCACUACUGAGAGGUAUCAAUAUACAAAGAUAUAUAUGGAGAAGAAGAGCGUGAUGAUGAUGACGAUGCCUUCUCUUUUGCUAUGGAGUUUGGUGCUCUCCCAGAGCUUGUUGACCCCUGUCAUGUCCUCCACCAGCUUUGAAGAUCAGAAGAACUAUUAUUACCCUCCUGAUCCACACACAGGAACUCCUCCUAUUGGAGGGUCGCCCCCGUAUACUCCAACUCCUCACACUCCAACUCCGUACACUCCAACUCCUCAUACUCCAACUCCGUAUACUCCAACUCCUCAUACUCCAACUCCGUACACUCCAACUCCUCAUACUCCAACUCCUCAUACUCCAACUCCGUACACUCCAACUCCUCAUACUCCAACUCCUCAUACUCCUACUCCUCACCAUUCGACACCACCUCAUGGUGAUCCCCCACACGGCGGCUGCGGCGGAUGCCAUGGUCACACGCCUUCAACACCAGUACCAACACCACACACACCUCCAAACUGCCCUACUCCCACCACUCCCACUGAUCCCACUCCUACCCCAACAGUUCCUUACACUCCCACCCCAACCACUCCUUACACUCCUACUCCAACAACUCCUUACACUCCCACCCCAACUACUCCUUACACUCCAACUCCUGUUGUUCCCACUCCUAGUACCCCUCCAUACAUUCCUGACCCAAACACCCCUCCCUUCACCUGCAACUACUGGAGGAACCACCCUCAGAUGAUUUGGGGUGUGCUGGGAUGGUGGGGAACACUCGGCAACGCCUUCGGAGUUCCAACUGUGCCAGGAGUUGGAGCCAACGUUAACUUGAAGGACGCCCUAUCAAACACUCGCACUGACGGUUUCGGAGAGCUGUGCAGACAAGGAACGGCGGCGUUCCUCAACUCCAUGGUCGACCACAGCUUCACCUACUCUGCCAAGCAAGUGAGAGAGAGCUUCGUUAAUGCCCUUGGCUCCGACAAGGCCGCCGCCGCCCAGGCUCGUCUCUUCAAGAUCGCCAACGAGAAGAAACACUAAAUUAUUAUUACAUAGAUUUGAUGAUCCAAGAUCACUAGCUACUAUAGCUAAGCACGCAGCAACAGAGUGUUUGUUAAUUUGCUUUAUUUUAAUUAAGUUAAUUACUACGAUUUUUCUUUAUGUGUUUUUAUUAAGUCUUACUAUUCCUAUCAAUGUUCUUGAGUUAUAUUAGUUCCAGAAGAACUUGUUAUAGUAUCAUCCUUAUCAAGGAUAUUAAUACUGUGUUAAUUUUUCAUUUGGAUAUUAUUAAUGGUUAGUGAGUUUAUUUUUCAA
Molecule: messenger RNA, 1337 nt
Organism: Humulus lupulus (European hop)
Lineage: Eukaryota; Viridiplantae; Streptophyta; Magnoliopsida; Rosales; Cannabaceae
Product: protodermal factor 1
Exons: 3
Coding region: 81-1064 (327 amino acids)
Source: RefSeq, a predicted model, not a curated record